AUGGCGCUCGACGACGACGACCUCCUCGCAGAGAUCAUCGUCCGGCUGGGCUGCCCUGCCAGCCUUGUCCGUGCCGCCACCGUCUGCAGGCGCUGGCUCCAGCUCGCCUCCGAUCACGCCUUCCUUCGCCGGUUCCGCAAGCUCCAUCCGCCUAGGCUCCUCGGCUUCUACCUCGGACAGGGGUGGUACACGAGCUUCUGGCGGCCGCGGUUCUUCUCGAUGGUGCCUCAACUCCCGACCCUAGAGCUCCCCGCUGUUGUCCGCCGUGCGUGUUUCGACAUGGUCGGCUGCUGGAACGGCCGCGUCCUCACCAGCCGCACCUGCACCGUUUUGCAGGUACACGGCAAUCACAGCGAAAUCUGGCACGACAUUAUAUCUGUACUGCACACGCCGACGUGCCCUCAGAGAGGCACGACCAUCAUCCCGACAUUACGCCUCCCAACCAAGGAGGGCAUUUUCUACGCUUACAGACAACUCUUCUUCAAAGAAGAAGGCAAAGUAUUGUCAUACUUUUAUCUGACGGUGAAGUCUACCAUAGAUGGAACGAAAUCUACAGUGCACGUAUAUAUGCUGCAAAAUGGCGACGACGCUUGGCGCACGCAUCUUACCUUGGCCGCGGACUACUUCGUGCAUGCACGAUAUACCCCAGGCUCUAUACUCGUUGGCAACAAGAUCUAUAUGUCGAGCGCCAGAAAUGAAAUUCUUGUCUUGGAUCUGACCGCCGCAUUUUUCUCCACAAUUCAGCUCCCACAAGGGGUGGAUUUUGGCGUAAAAGGCACCACCAUGCUAUCACGGGCUGAUGAUGGUGCUUCAGAUGUGUAUCUCAUCCAUGCUAAGGAGCUUCAACUUCAUGUCUGGCUCCGCAAGGCGGGGAACAGCUGGCUGCUGGUGGACAACAUUUGCCUGCGUGAUAUGUGUGCUCAUUUGCUUGAGGAUGAGCCUACUGCUUUCCUCAAGAUAAACCAAGUGGGGGACUAUACUGCUGAGUUCCUCUUCUUGGAGAUGGGCCGAUGGGCACUCCACUUGGAUGUCAAGUCCAGAACGCUGCGCAAAGUUGCUGAAGGAUUGUCCUACAAGCUGUAUAACAGUGUUAGGUAA
Messenger RNA from Lolium perenne, 1098 nucleotides. RefSeq lists its product as uncharacterized. Gene Ontology annotation, molecular function: protein binding. NCBI's taxonomy places the organism in Eukaryota, Viridiplantae, Streptophyta, Magnoliopsida, Poales, Poaceae. The record is from RefSeq and is a predicted model, not a curated record.